AUGAAUUACAAAUAUAUACAAUCAAAUAUAGUCCUUCUAAUCACAUUACAUCUGACGUUAUCAAGUGAAACAAAUGCUCCUGUGUAUGAAGUGAUAAAUGAACAAGCGAGGAUAGACGACAAUAUACGACUAUCUAACAACCCAGUUAUAUUGCCCUAUGGGAAUCCUUUAGCUGGUAAUUCUAAACAAAAUGCUAGACUCCACGCUAGCAACCAACAGGCAAUGUUUAAUGCUGAAAGGAUUAGACAGCACAAAGCUCAAUUGCAAAGAUGGAACAAAAGUCCUAUGGAUAGCUACAUGAAAGCAUAUCAUGAAUUACAGGAAAACCACCAAUUGGAAAUUGAGCAACAACAAGCAACAUUAAAAGAUAGUCCUGUAACUGCUACACCAUCAACAUCACCCAGACCCAGAACAAAGCAGAGAGUACAAAACAAACGAGUACCCAAUAACGAUGACAGUCAAAAUGUGAGACAAGCUACAAAGAGAGUGCAAAAUCAAAGAAAGGAACUCCCUAGACGCGUUUCUCAAAGAAUUGACCCAGUGAAAGUUUCAAAAGGCGACGCUUUAAAAGAUAUAAGAAAUAGAAAUCAUAGAUCUUAUGGUUCGGCUGAUUAUAAUCAACAAUUGGAACCAAAAAGGUAUCAGACGGUAUAUGUGUAUCCCGUAACCUCAUUUGAUCAAGGUAUAGCUGUCAAACCUAAUUCAGACAUUGGUUCGACGCACCCGGUGAUUCAACCUAGCAAGUUGUACACUAAAACACUAUCUAGCGACACAAAACCCACAUACCCAAAGCAGUUAGAUCAUAAAUUCACAUCCGUUCAAGAAAUUGAGGCGCUCAACUCACUAUUAGCUAAAAAUCCUGAGCAACAAUUGACGGAAUUCACUGCGCUAAUAAAUUCCGAUAGGAAUGAAGAAAUUAAUAAGAAUGUGCCUACAGAUUUUUAUUAUUAUUUAAAAAAUCCAACUCAAAUGCAUAAUACUGACAGCUCGAAAUCUGUGUACGCUAGUGCUUACGUGCCAGUUAUUAAAGAUCAUACACCCAUAACGGAAGAGAUCGAUGACAUAGAAGACCCAAAUAACAAACAAACAAACAGUUUUUCAGAAUCAACUGGGUCACCCAAAAUAGAAACAGCAACAACAAAAAGCAAUAAUUAUUACAAAGUCGAAGUCGCAAGUCAAACUAUAACCAAAGAUAAUAAUCCAUAUUUACUCUAUGGCUUGCAAGAAAAUAGUGACAAGAGUGAGAGAUAUCUACAUCAUAACGCCCAAACAACAGGUCUUCAGCAUUUACUAGAGGAUGGUACAGAAACAUCAGCAUAUGAAGACAAUCUCCAUUACGCAGCAAACUAUGAAUUUGGAUAUCGAGUCCACGAUCAAGAUAGCGGUAAUUAUUACGGUCACAGAGAAGCAAAGACAGGAGAAAACACUAAAGGGCAGUACCACGUGUUGCUACCAGAUGGCAGAAUGCAACAGGUCAAAUACUCAGCGGGACCUGAAGGGUUUCAUGCUGAUAUAAGUUACGAAUUACAA
Molecule: messenger RNA, 1530 nt
Organism: Brenthis ino (lesser marbled fritillary)
Lineage: Eukaryota; Metazoa; Arthropoda; Insecta; Lepidoptera; Nymphalidae
Source: the annotation of a GenBank genome assembly